AUGGAAGAACACUGGAAACUACUUGGAUACAAUAACGCUUUACUUUUAUCCACAUAUGCAAAUAAGAAAAAAGGAAAUACCAACAGAAGAAUUGAAUUUUCGCGAUGUUCAGAUAAAGGAAUUUUCAGUUAUAGAAGCGUUCAUAUACUUUUUCACUUACCGUACCAAAUGUUAUAUCAAUCUCAUGAAACUUGGCAUAGAUCUUAUGAAAAAAUUAUUCGUCAACCUCUUGAUCAACGAACACAUAAUGGUCACGACUCUAAAUUAAAGUCGGAUGCAUUGAAUCUACUUCUUGACUUGAAAGAAGAAUCCGUAUUGAAUAAAAAAGACAAUGGUGGUGACAAUUAUCGCAUGGGUGAAGAAGAUAUUCGGGACUCAUUACAAAUAUUAUGGCAUUUAAUUAAUGUUUCGUUUAAUUGA
Messenger RNA from Ambispora leptoticha, 420 nucleotides. NCBI's taxonomy places the organism in Eukaryota, Fungi, Glomeromycota, Glomeromycetes, Archaeosporales, Ambisporaceae. The record is from the annotation of a GenBank genome assembly.